CGAUUCAGUUGGACGACGGCCUGGCGCGGGAACUCGAGGCAAAACAAGCCAAGUCGCGGGCAACGAGCGGCCGCAAACCGUCAUGAGUUCGCCGUGGGUGGCACGCGGUCUGUGCGGGAAGAUUUCCCACGGCUCCAUGUGAUCGGAGGAGCAGAAGUGAGGUUCGACUGUUGCGGCCCAUCCCAUGGCAAGGCUCAAGUGCGGUGGUGAACAGGAAACGCCCACAAUGCUUAACAUGAUGGACGUUGGAGACAAUGCCAAUGCAGAAUCACCGGUGAAGGCACAUCAGUCGCUGCAGCCCGGCCUCUCGCCGCAGCACGGGCCGCUCGAGCGCGAGGAGGCGGUGUCCGGUGGUGACUCUGCCUCCUCCCGACUGACCAUCGUCGGCGACGACACGCGCAGCGGCUGCAGCGACGACGGCAGCCGAUCGGCCACCGACAGCGCCGCCCUGCUGCCCUUCCAGUUCCCCAAGAAGCGCGGACGCAAGUCCAAGAAGCUGCUGGAAGCCAUGGCGGCAGCCGGUAUGGAGGUGCCAAAGUACAAGACUCCGGUGCGUAGUUCUGACCCGAACAAGCCUCGGAAAAAGCACGACCGUUUCAACGGUCUGACCGAGGAGCAGCUCUCCCAGCUGACUCUUCCCGACCACCUGGCUCCUGGCCUGGACAUCGUCUUCAUCGGCAUUAACCCGGGCCUGGUGGCGGCGUUCAAGGGGCACCAUUACGCCGGGCCUGGAAACCACUUCUGGAAGUGCGCCUACCUAGCCGGCCUCAUCCCUGAGCCGCUGGGUGCAGAGGAUGACUUCCGGCUCAUCGACCUCAAGAUCGGCUUCACCAACAUCGUGUCCCGCACGACCAAGGGCAGCCAGGACCUCACGCGCAAGGAGAUCAAAGAAGGUGCGAAAAUACUGCUUCAGAAGCUUCAAUUAUUUAAACCAAAGAUAGCAGUUUUUAACGGCAAAGGCAUCUUCGAAAUAUUUUCUGGGAAGAAGGAAUUUCUCUUCGGCAAACAACCAGAGAAAAUCGAAGGCACGCAGACGAACAUCUGGGUGAUGCCCUCCUCAAGCGCGCGGUGCGCUCAGCUGCCGCGCGCCCUUGACAAGGUGCCCUUCUACACGGCGCUGAAGAAGUUCCGCGACCAUCUGAACGGCGAGAUUCCUGAGCCAGCCGAGUCAGAGCUCACCUUCGAGCCUCCCAAACCUCCGGCGGCCCGCCAGGACCGGACACCGCCCUCGGAGACAGCCGACGGCGCGGAGGGCGUACCCCCGGGCAGCCAGCCGGGUGACCCAGCCGCCGCCGGACUCACCGUGCCCAUCAAGAAGAAGCGCGGCAGACCCCGCAAGAUUCGAUUAGAUGAGAAUGGUGUGCCGUUACCUGAGACGGCGCCCAAGCCACGCAGAGCGCCGCCGGCUGACCCGAACAAGAAGAGAGGUCGGCCAAAGAAGAGCAAGACAGAGGCGGCGGGAGAGGCGGCGCCUGGCUACCCGAUGGACCAGUCGAGUCCGGGUGUGGGCGGCUGCGGGGCUGGGUUCGGCCCAGGAGGGUACCCGGGGUACGAGGGAGGGCCGCAGCAGGAGCCAGGGAUGUACGGAAGUGGGCAGUACCAGCAGUACGGCGGACAGUUUGGCAUGGUCGGCGGACAGUGGGGACAGCCCGGCCAGUACGGACAGCCCCCGGCACACUACGGCGGGCCGUACCCGGGACAGUACAGCCCCGAGUACGGCCCGCCCACGGGCGGUCCCGGCUCCGGUCCGUACAUGACACCGCCGUCCGGAGGAUACGGACCAGGGGAACACUACGGCGGGGCACCGGGCGAUCAGUACCAAACCGGCACGCCCUACUCACAGAUGGGGCCAUACGGUCAGCCAGGCCCGGACCAGCACGGCGCGGCACAGACCGGCCAGUAUGGCCCACCGAGUGACCAGCACGGUCAGCCCUCUCACAGUCAGUACGGUCAGAUAGCCGGCGAUCAGCACGGCCCGGUGACCGGUCAGUACAGUCAGGCGCCGUCCGAGCCCCAGCCCACCCCGCCGGGGCAGUACGGUCCCCCGCCACACGGGAGACACGGCCCGGGUGGCCAGUACGGCCAGCCGCCGGCCGAGCAGCCAUCAGCGGGUCAGUACGGCGAUCAGCAGGGCACGCCGAGCCAGUACGGCCAGCCGGGAUCGGACGGUCGGCCGCCGUCAGGGCCGUACCCGCUGCCCCCGUCCAGCCAGUACGGCGGCUCGGCGGCGGCCGGGCGGUGCAGCCAGUCACCAGCUGGGGAUUACACACCCUCACCCACCCCCACCAGUCAGUACUUUCCGUCACCGGCGAGCCAUUACACUCAGUCGCCGGGCAGUCAGUAUAACCCGCCGUCAUCGGGAGACCAGUGUGUGCCGUCACCGGCGGCCCAGUACAGCGCCUCGCCACCGGGGCAGUACACCCACUCUCCUCCGGGGCAAUACUCGGCGUCACCGACAGCCCCACAGUCGCAGCUGCAGCCGGGCGGUGGGACGUACACUCAGCUGCUGUCAACUCCGCAUCCCCUGCCGCCGAGCCAGUCGCCCGGAGCACGGUUCCCACCGUCCCCCUCAGCCCAGAGCGGCGCGCAGUCACAGGCUCAGUCGCCGCAGUACACUCAGCUGCUGUCCAGUCGUCAGUCCCAGUCCCAGUCGCCGCCGGGACAGCGGCUGCAAUCGCCGUCGGGACAGUACUCGGCUUCCCCAGCCAGUCGAUACCCCGCCUCCCCAGCGGCGGGGCACUUCACCCCGCCGGCCAGCGGGCCGCCGCCGUGGCACGGGGCACCUGCGGCCACACCCAGGCCUGGACCCGGACCCGGAUCCGGAGCUGGACCCGGAGCUGGGCCGGCGACACCGGUCGGAUACCGUCACAGUCCAGCUCCUCUCAGUUCUGGAGCCGGGACUAGCGGGCAGGCGUCACCCGCUGGAGUCACCCCUCCUCCAGCAGCGUCCCCGGCUACCAGGACCCCUGACAAGGAGCCGUCGCGCUCGACGAGCCCCGGUGCCAGCGAGCAGCGGCGCCCGCCGGCGGCGAGCGACCGCCAGUCGCCGGCGCACUACCCCUCCGGCCCUCCGGCGGGGGCGAUCGAUUUUUCGCAGCACCAGCCGCCGGCGAGCAAGGCGGAUCUGGCGACUAAGUCUCUGUCGGACCUGGAGUCGCUGGUGGAUCAGAUUCCCAGUCUGGGCGGUGGUGAGGGGAUGGCGCCGGCUCCGGCUCGUCACGCCCCUCCGCCGCCACCGCCGCCGGUACGACCACCCCUAGAGGUGGCCCCGUCUCCGCCCGGUGACCCGUACGGCCGGCUGUGCGCGCCGUACCCGACCCCGGCCGGGUACGGCUACUGUCCGGCGCCGUACAACUCCGGCGGUCAGCCGAGCUCAAACUUCUCGGUGGCCGCGCUGACCGGCGGCGCCGUGUCGCCUCCCGCGUCCGGCGCCGGCGGCCCGUGUCCCGGCCCGGCGCCGGCUGCGGCCGAGCUCGGUACCACCGGCGGUCCGUACCCGUACUCGGCGUACGGGGCGCUGCCGUACGCGGCCGGGCUGCACAUGCCGCCGCCGCGGUACGCCUAUCCGACGGGGUACGGCGCGCCGGGGUACCACCACCCCGGGUACGCGCCGCCACCGGGAUUGGAGCGCCUCAAGCCCGAUCAUUUGGACGCACGGUUCGGCGCGUUCUAGAGACAGUUGGGAGGGGAGCGAGGGCGAUAUUAGAGACUUCCAGCGCGGGCCUAAGGGGCGAGCUGCUUCGUUGCUCAUCAAGUUCGAUAGCAGAAACUCGCGAAGCGAUGUCGGUUGUGACGCUAGUCAGUCUGAAUUGUGUUCUCAUUUUUAUCGAUGCUUUUUGCGAAGAGCUAUCGUUUGCCCAAUCGAUUUAUUGCGUUGUCUUGAUCUCGUGUUCAUGAUAUUGAUCUCAUGUUCAUGAUAUUGUUCUCAUUGUGUUGCUCACUGCGUUGUUCUAUGUAUGUCAAAGGCGUAAUUUCGGCGCUACUCUAUGUUUUGUCCGCUUGCCGUGACUCGCGAGCAUGAGGCGACGGAACAGCUCCAUUGCCCGCACAUCGCUACCGGCUCCAUGUACAAACGAUCUCAAAUGAGCUUUGUGUGGGUCGCGGGCGUGCCGGCCGUCGCGUUUGGUAGCUAGUCUAUUCUGCAGAGCUGCAUGGAAGGACAAUCACAGGGUACGGUGCAUUGGCGUGUGUAAUGUGUUCUACUUAUUGCACAAUCGCUUGCCGAGGCGAGCACGGCCGCUUCCACAAGCAGCAGUGUGCAACAAUCGUUGCCGACACAUCAGUAUUGCACAGAGCCAUCGAAAAUGGCAGGGUUACGCGCACAGCGCAACGAAAUAGUAUUUUUCAUUAUCCAUAUUCGCAGACAUUCGUUUACAAUCACCCUCAUUCUCGUUGUGUAUCUUUGUACUGGAUGGCUGUUUUCUCCAGUCGGCGCGCUGUUUUCAGCACACGUGUGUUCCAGUUGUGAUCUUGUUUGGAGCACCUGCCAGCGUCCAUAGGUUUGGCGGCGCCGCUCGGUCAUCUGAUCAUCCGCAUUCCGCGCGGAACUGAGCGGAACUCCGCCCCGCUUGCCUGGCCGGCAGUGUCCGACCUGCCGCGAUAUCGGCAGUCCGCUGGGUCGGCUCCUCUCGGCAGAACGCUGCCCAACGGCUCUAAGCUCCGACAGCAAUAGAAUCUCGGCGGCGGCUCGCGCGCACGCGCCCAGGCCCCGUUUGCUCAGCGCGAAUGUCGCCGCCGGUCGACCUGCGUCCGGUUUCCAGCGUGUAACGAGCUCCGUCGCCCCUAGCGGCGCUGUGAUAUGGCUCGGCGGCGCGGCCGGGGCUUCUCUCGGGACCGGACGCGGAUCUCGUGACGCUCUCAGAGCGCCAGAUUGCUAGACCUGUUUGUGUAGCGCCAGUGCCGGCUCGCGCGCAGUCCCCAGGUGGAGUGUUCGGUCGUUUGGUGGGAGAGGUGUGUCCAGAACUGGUGUGGACUCUCGCCGACGCAGAGAACCCCUCCGAGGUAGCGAUGCCGCGUUAGUAGGAAUGGUCGGCUCGCCACCGUGCAAUAUGGGCUCGUGUGUGCGUGUGUGUGUUCGUGUGUGUGUGUGUUGGCCGGGGCAUCAGGUGCCAAAGCGUCCCCGGGUGGGCCUCUCGGCCGGAUAUGUGUCCAGGCCACACGGGGAACCGUCGCCGCAUUUCUGUUUGCUGUAGAUCAGUUGGCCACCGGUGUCGGAGUGUUGGGGACCGGGGAUGCCGGAAUAUAAUCACUUGCAUCAA
This is a messenger RNA of Amphibalanus amphitrite, 5258 nucleotides long. RefSeq names its product basic proline-rich protein-like. Bases 185 to 3673 code for a protein of 1162 amino acids. Gene Ontology annotation, biological process: base-excision repair, AP site formation. Gene Ontology annotation, molecular function: mismatch base pair DNA N-glycosylase activity; DNA binding. The record is from RefSeq and is a predicted model, not a curated record. NCBI's taxonomy places the organism in Eukaryota, Metazoa, Arthropoda, Thecostraca, Balanomorpha, Balanidae. The transcript is spliced from 8 exons. Gene Ontology annotation, cellular component: nucleus.